AUGCCCGCGCAGUCGACGCUGCCCAAGCGUCCUGCGUCGACGGUUACCCAGAUCCUCGCCAUGCCGCCACAGUGGCUUGCGUCCUACGAGGAAUUCGUCACGAAAAAUGCAAGCCAAGUCUCGCAAAUUGAAAGUGCUCUGCGAAGCUUGACAUAUAUUAUCCCUGGCCGCUUUCGCGACGCUGAGAUUGCCUCCGAAUCGAUCCAUUCCGGUGUGCAGCUUCUCAGUCUGUACCAUGACAAUCUUCUUUCCAAAGCCGUGUCCAAGCUCCCGAUCCCGCCUAUCCGCACCGCGCACGCCCGCUACACUCGAUUCUGGGCUGAGAAGAGCGCCUUCUACAGGCGUGUGGCCAUGACACUACAGAUGGUCAUCUACACCGAGCUGCUCUUGGAGAUGUCGGCUAAGCGUCGCGGUGGGAAUAAGUCUAGAUGGCGCGUCGUCGUGCUGCUCGAGGGGAUCAAGGCCGUCUGCCGUCUGCUGCUGCUUCGCAUCACGCGCACACGCCAGAUCGUCACGCCGCCGCUGCCGGAGCGCGAACCCAUCCCAGACGACAUUUCUAAUCCUAAUCGCGACGAAAGCGACUUGGCUCCUGGCAGUGAAAGCGAGUUUGCGCUGGAAGAUGGCGGCAGCAUCCACGGCAAUACUAUGGCGUCGCAGGACGCGCUGGAUAUGAUGAGGCCUCCUUAUGGACGCGACUGGACCAUGCCCCGAACGGGCAUGAGCAUGCCAUCCUUGCCAGAAUCUGGAGAUAUCAGCUCCUAUCUGCUUUCGCGAGUGCUCACCGCUGACGACAUUCGUCCUGCGACAAAACUGCUGACCCAGUUGCGAGGCGUCGGACAUGCUGCUGAAGUGCUGCAUAUUCUCGCGCCACUCAUAUAUGCUGUCGCGCUGAUGCGCAGCAAAAAUAAGCGAUCGUGGACGCCGUGGAUGAUUGGCCUCACGGUAGAAUACGCCGCGCGACAGCUGCGCGACACCAGCAGCGGCGCCAGUCUGCGCACGACGCCGCUGGAACGCGACGAGUGGAAUAAGCGCGGUUGGUCGAUGAUGUGGUGGGGCAUGCGCGGCGCGUUCUAUGAGAAUAUCACAAAGGGUAUGGUAAAUGGCGUAUCGAGACGGAUGCCCAGCUUCAUUGGUGGUAUCCUGGAGGACUACGAGUAUCUCUGGGAGAAUUACUACUUCAGCACCAGCGCGUAG
Molecule: messenger RNA, 1194 nt
Organism: Cordyceps militaris CM01
Lineage: Eukaryota; Fungi; Ascomycota; Sordariomycetes; Hypocreales; Cordycipitaceae
Product: peroxisomal membrane protein pex16
Exons: 2
Coding region: 1-1194 (397 amino acids)
Biological process (GO): peroxisome organization
Cellular component (GO): peroxisomal membrane
Source: RefSeq, a predicted model, not a curated record